AUGAACACAAAAUCAAGCCCAGGAUAAAUUGAAUUCAUUCGCGAUGGAUUUAAAAUAAACAUUAGAGGUGAUGGUAGAAAGAAUGAUUAGAGCAGAGAGUAUUUAAUUUAAACAGGAUAGCUCAAACAAGCAAAUGGAUCAAGUUUUAUUAGCUUAAAUGAUAACAGUGUAAAUAUUUAUACAGGAAUCAAGGUAGAAAUAGGUGAAACUGAUAACGAUGAAGGAAAAAUUAUCUUAAAGAUAGAAUCUGCUCAAAGAACUGAACAAAAUAGAGAUUAAGAAAAUCAUAUUAAUAGCGAUAAGAACACUUUGAUUUAUUUAGAAGCCUUGCUAAAUAAGUAUCUGAUUCAGAAUAUUUGUAAAAAAUCACUUUGCAUAGUUGAAAAGAAAAAAUGUUGGAUUCUGAAUAUAGAUGUUUUUAUUUUGGAGUCAGUAGAAAUAGCUUAUUUAAAUUUAAUGGCUGCUGGUAUUAAUGCUGCCCUUGAAGAUUUGGUGUUACCUAAAAUAUCAAUCACUCAUAAUAAUUUAACAAAUGAAGACGAAAUUACUUUAAUUGAAGAAUAGUUUUAAUCCUUUUCAAUUUCAAGAGACUUUAAAAUGCCUAAAAUCUUGCUUAUUGGAUAAAUUGAUAGGAUUCUAGUUGGAGAUCUUACUGUAGAUGAAUACUAUUCAGUAGAAAAUAAGUAUAUUGUUGUUGUUGAUGUUUAUGAAAACAAAAUUAUUUCAAUUAAAAAAACUGGAUCUGGUUUCUUACCUCCUGAAGAUUAUGCCAAAAUAGUAUAAUUUGCUCUUUCUUCUGCCUUGAAAAAGUGA
Molecule: messenger RNA, 813 nt
Organism: Tetrahymena thermophila SB210
Lineage: Eukaryota; Ciliophora; Oligohymenophorea; Hymenostomatida; Tetrahymenidae
Product: 3' exoribonuclease family 1 protein
Exons: 1
Biological process (GO): exonucleolytic trimming to generate mature 3'-end of 5.8S rRNA from tricistronic rRNA transcript (SSU-rRNA, 5.8S rRNA, LSU-rRNA); TRAMP-dependent tRNA surveillance pathway; nuclear mRNA surveillance
Cellular component (GO): nuclear exosome (RNase complex); cytoplasmic exosome (RNase complex)
Source: RefSeq, a predicted model, not a curated record